Malassezia japonica is the source of this 1263-nucleotide messenger RNA. RefSeq lists its product as uncharacterized. Gene Ontology annotation, cellular component: Holliday junction resolvase complex; nucleus. Gene Ontology annotation, molecular function: crossover junction DNA endonuclease activity. The transcript is spliced from 2 exons. The record is from RefSeq and is a predicted model, not a curated record. The coding region runs from base 1 to 1263 and encodes 420 amino acids. Lineage: Eukaryota; Fungi; Basidiomycota; Malasseziomycetes; Malasseziales; Malasseziaceae. Gene Ontology annotation, biological process: resolution of meiotic recombination intermediates; mitotic intra-S DNA damage checkpoint signaling; double-strand break repair.
AUGGACGGCAGCGAUACCUCGCUGUCGCUCCCAAGCCCUCGGCGGCUGGCCGGCACGCGCCUCGACUCGAGUCCACGCGCGGUGAUGGACUCGCCGACGCUGGUCGUGCGUACGCAACAGAAUCGGGGGGAAGCGCUGCCCGAGUGCUCGUCGCCGCUCUUUCUGGGCGAGCAGCCCAGCUCGCCGAGCCCCGCGUCGCCACGGCCCGCGCGCGUGCGGCGCCCACGUCUCACAGCACAGGAGCGCGCAGAGAAUCAGGCCGAACGCGUGCGGGCGCUGGCCGAGCGCCAGCGAUGGCGCGAUGCGAACCGUAUCCGCCAGCGGCGCGCCGAUACCAUGCAGGACCUGCACGUCCGCGUUGACGCGUCGCUUGUGCAUGGCGCACUCGCGCCUGUGAUGAGCGACCUGCGCGAAAAGAUGGAGGCGGAUGGCGCACAACUACAUACGAUUGCCGCGUCGCUCACCGCACAGACCUCGCCGGCGUUUGGACGCGUCGCGUUUGAGCGCAAAGUGCGGUCCGAGUACGACGCGAUCCAGAAGCUAUGGGCGCCGCUCGACGAGGAGCAUACACUGCGUGAGUCGACACUUUUGCAUAUUUGCACUGCUGCUGAGUUCCUUGCAGCCAUGGAGGACCAGAGCCUCGUGUUGCGUAUCCAAGCGCCGCUUCCGACAGUCGGCGCCGACGUGCUGCAAGACGGGCCGCCGCGCCACGUCCUCGUUCUCCUUGGACUCGAUACCCAUUUAAAGCAGCGGCGGACUGCACAGAACCGGGCAUACACAGAAAGUAUCCGGCAGCGUAUGCAGUCGGGCGGCGCGCCGCUGCGUCUGCCGAGCGAAGAGAGCGUGCGGGCAGAAAUUGAUCGCGUCCUGCUGCAACUGCAGAUGCUACAUGCAUGCCACGUCGUGCGCAUUCCGGCGCUAUCCGAUGCGGUCGACUGGCUGCACUCGAUUGCAUGCGACGUAUCCAUCCGGCCAUACAAGCUCUUGGAGCGGGCGAGCACCGCGCCGAUCCGCGCAUCGCGUACGAUUACCGGUACAUCGAAUCUCGCCACGUUCCAGGGGAUGCUCGAGCAGAUCCCGCGAUGCACUGCACCGGCGACUUAUGCCAUCACCGCAAAAUACCCCACCUUUCGUGCGCUGAUGGAGGCAUAUGCCGUGUGCACACCCGAGCAAGGCGCCGUGCUCCUUGCUCCACUCGAGCUUUCCAAGCGCAUCUAUGAGGUGAUGACGUCGCUCGAUGGGAGCAUGUCGGUAGAAAACUAA